AUGUCGUCACCCGCGCGAGCACCACCCUCAGCAGUGCCGCCUGGUGCGGGCAUGCUACCUCCCGGUCCUGGACCUUCACGACAACGCUCUCUAAAGGACCGUCUCAAGGAGGGAAUCACUGGACCCUUCCAUUGGCAAAUUCAAAGUACUCGUUAUACACGGAAUCCUUAUAAUUUUGUCAUAACUGCCCAUGUCUAUGUCACAGCAAUUUUACUCAAAGCUGAUAUAGAACUGUUUGGUAUCGGUCAA
Molecule: messenger RNA, 249 nt
Organism: Brenthis ino (lesser marbled fritillary)
Lineage: Eukaryota; Metazoa; Arthropoda; Insecta; Lepidoptera; Nymphalidae
Source: the annotation of a GenBank genome assembly